Molecule: messenger RNA, 2946 nt
Organism: Ziziphus jujuba (common jujube)
Lineage: Eukaryota; Viridiplantae; Streptophyta; Magnoliopsida; Rosales; Rhamnaceae
Product: pentatricopeptide repeat-containing protein At3g61520, mitochondrial
Exons: 1
Coding region: 156-2453 (765 amino acids)
Molecular function (GO): protein binding
Source: RefSeq, a predicted model, not a curated record
CAUCAGAAUGUUGAAAGACCAGGAUACCCUCUUCUUUUAUUUUCUGAAUGGUUAGAUGAGUUUCUGUACGGAGCUCUCGAAGUGGUACAGCGCCGACUCCUGCUAGAAGAUUGAAACAAUUAACAAAAAAUCACUUGCUUGCUCUGAAAAUCACAAUGGCAGCGAGAUUUGCAACAAAAGCAGAGCAAUCAAAACCUCUUCUCCGACUCCUUAAACCCUAUAUCCCAAAAAUCCAUUCUUAUUUAGUCCUCCGCCACCUAUCCACCGAACCCAUCAACCCUCUGCAGAAACAGAACGGCGACGAAGAAAAGUUCAUAGCUCAAGUGGUUCAACUCCUCCAACCCCCAGAAAAUGACUGGAACUUCGAAAAGCUCCGUCUUCUACUCUUCUCAGACUCCACCACUCCCUCUCCUACCCGACUCUUCCGUAUUGCUUCACGCUUGGACUCCUCCUCUAAGGCCCUAAAGUUUUUGGACUACCUCCAGUCGAAUUCGCCUACCCCAGAUAAAAACUCGCUUUCUUCCACGUUCCAGGCGGUUCUGGUUAUUGCUAGCCGAGAACCCAGUUCGCAAAGUAAGCUUCUUGAGCUCUACAAAGCGUCAAGAGAGCGCGGCAUUGCGCUAACCAUCAAUGCCGCCAGCCUUCUCAUCCGGUGUUUUGGCAGGGCUGGAAUGGUGGACGAGUUGCUUCUAGUGUAUAACGAACUCCACCCUUCAUCGAAAAACACGCCGGUUCGAACUCUGCUGAUUGGCGAGCUGUUGAGAUAUGGGUGUGUUGAUGAUGCGAACAAUGUGCUCGAUGAAAUGCUCGAACUAAAUGCAGAAUUCCCGCCGAAUGAUGUUACGGGUAAUGUCGUGUUUGCGAAAUUGUUGAAGCGAGAGCGACCAGGGAGGCACGUCAGUGACGAGGAAAUUGUUGGGUUGGUGUUCAAAUUUGGCAAGCACGGCGUGUUUCCUGGUAAAAUACAGCUUACGCAGUUGAUCUCAAGGUUGUGUAGGAACGGGAAGACUGAUCGUGCUUGGGAUGUUUUAGAUAAUGUGAUGAAGUCGGGUGGUCUUGUGGAGGCUGCUUCCUGCAAUGCUCUUUUGACAGGUUUGGGAAGAAAACAUGAUUUUAAAAGGAUUAAUUUGCUUAUGGCAGAAAUGAAAGAGAGGGAUAUUCAUCCUGAUGUUGUUACUUUUGGCAUUGUUAUUAAUUAUUUAUGCAAAUCUAGGAGAGUUGACGAGGCAUUAGAGGUGUUUGAAAAAAUGAAGGGAGAAGGAGAUAAUGAUAGGUUUUCAGUAGAACGUGACGUUAUCACUUAUAACACUUUGAUUGAUGGACUCUGUAAAGUAGGGAGGCAAGAAGAAGGACUGCAGUUGAUGAAACGAAUGAGAUUGGAAAAUGGAUGUGCACCCAAUACUGUUACCUACAAUUGUUUAAUUGAUGGGUUUAACAAAGUUGGGGAGAUUGAGAGGGCCCGUGAGCUCUUUGAUGAAAUGAAGAAGGAAAAAGUGCCACCAAAUGUAAUUACUCUCAAUACAUUGGUUGAUGGUAUGUGUAAGCAUGGAAGAGUUAGUAGUGCAGUUGAGUUCUUUAAUGAAGCUCAAAACGAUGGUCUGAAAGCCAAUGUGUUCACCUACACAAACUUAAUCUCUGCCUUUUGUAACGUCAAUAAUAUUAACAAGGCAAUGCAAUUGUUUGAUCAGAUGUUAAGUGAUGGAUGCACCACCGAUGCUAAGGCUUACUGCUGCUUGAUAUCUGGUCUUUGCCUAGCAGGAAGGUUGGAUGAUGCUAGCCUUGUGGUUUCAAAGUUGAAAGAGGCUGGGUUCUGUAUGGAUGCCAUUUCUUAUAAUACCCUGAUUAAUGGUUUCUGCAAGAAGAACAAGCUGGAGAAGGCUUACGGGAUGCUUAAGGAAAUGGAAGACGAGGGAGUUAAACCGGAUGUUGUCACAUACAAUACCUUGAUAUCCUACUCAAGCAAAACUGGGAAUUUGAAAACUGCUUAUAAACUGUUGAGGAAAAUGAUAAGUGAGGGUCUUGUCCCCACUGUUUUCACUCAUGGAGCCCUGAUACAUGGCUUUUGCUUAAGUGGCAAUAUUAACACAGCCAUGAAAAUUUUCAAAGACAUGAGUUCUUCAUCAAAAGUUCCUCCAAACACUGUAAUAUACAAUAUUUUGAUAGAUUCUCUCUGCAAGAAAAACGAAGUAGAACUUGCUCUUUCUCUGAUGGAUGAAAUGAGAAUUAAGGGUGUGAAGCCGGAUACGACCACAUACAAUGCUAUGUUCAAGGGCCUUCGGGAAAAGAACUUAUUAGAUAAAGCAUUUAAAUUUAUGGAUCAAAUGGUUGAGCAUGCUUGUGGUCCUGAUUACAUAACAAUGGAAAUUCUUACCGAAUGGCUUUCUGCAGUUGGUGAAACAGACAAGUUGAAAAAAUUUACAAAAGGAUAUGAAGUUUCUGCUGCAACUGCAUAGAGUGGCUGUCGUAAUACGAAGAUGGGAUUCAUAGAAAUACAUUGCUCCAUGAAAUGUUCAUACUUGGUAGAAAGCAAAAAUUGGUCCAAUCUUCUGGCCAUACAGUUGCAUUCUGAGUUUGCAUAUUUCUUGCCCUUCAUACAAGAUUGUGAUUGUAGAUUCUCGACUCACGUGCAUUUUGCAUGGUUGAGUCAGUUUUUAAUGCAGAAUUUCUAUUCAUGCAAAUCCGUAGGAGGUACGUCUAAUCUGAUUACAUGUUGCUGAAGUUUGUGUGAACGAGAUAUAUUUUUUGAGAAUAAGAGAGAAUUGUAUAUUAAUAAUCUAAAUUACAAAUUCUCAACUACAUUCUUUCUACUUCUCUUCAGAAGUAAUGCUGCAAAUGAGUUGUUGAAUUUAGCAGUCAUUUUGUCAGCUACUUGCAUUGGUGUUUUACCAUUUUUGUGUUAGAAGUAUUCUUGUUGUAUAAAUAAAACUAAAAUAUAUUUGUUUUGAA